AACGUAAUUUGUCAUUCAAAACCCUGUAAUUUGAGGUGCUACAUGAUAAGAUUCGACAUAUCAGGCAAAUAAUAAACGAUAAUGUGUCCAAAGGGCGUUAUACAUGACAUGGCGUUAAAACAGACACCGCAACGUAAUUCAUCAUUCAAAAUCCUUUAAUUUGAUGGGUCACACAUUGAUUUCUGAUUAUCCGUUCCGAAGAUACAUGGUACAUUGCCAUAACGGCCUAAGGGAUAACUUGGUUGAGCUGUAAAUGCUUAUUUAUUGUUAUUGACGUUAAAACAAAGCCAUUAGCAUAGAAAAAUCUCGUAUCGCAGUUUGAUCUCUAGCAAAUCCUAAUUCGCUCAAUUUUGCACCAAGUGCUCCGUGCAAUAUAUCAUUAGAAAGGUCUUUUCAUACAUAUUAAGAAAAUCACUGACCAAGUGUGUUACGGUCAUUAUUUAUGGCUGAAAACGACAAAAAACUACAAAUUCUCAAUGUACUAUAUUGACACAAAAUGUACUUAUAUGGUACAAAAAAAAGGCCUUAUACAGAACAUUGUGUUAAAACAGACAUCACAACGUAAUUCGUCAUUCAAAAUCCUUUAAUUUGAUGGGUCAUACAUUGAUUUCUGAUUAUCCGUUCCAAAGAUACAAAUAUUUGUACAAAAUUAUGAAAAAUCGAAUAAUUUGAAAUAUUUACAAAAAUAUUUUAAGUUGUUUGUUAACAUGCCGGGUGUGUAUGGUUGAUAAGAAAAGAGUGCAGACGUUAUUUUUGUUAAUAUUAACCUCCAAAGAUAUGACAAGCCACAAUGCUAAAAGUCCGGAUGUAGUCGGAUGAGAACAUGUAACCGCAGUUGUUAUUUGUGUAAAUGUUAUCACAUAUUUUUAAAACUAUAAGGUCUUGUUUUUGCAAAACACAUUCAAACAUUUGAUCACGUUCAUGCUGUGUGAAUUUCGCCUAUAAAUACUGAAACAGACGAGCAUAUACCACAGUCGACAUCUGACAGUUUCUACAGUAUAGUUGCAGUGUUCAGUGGAAAAUAUUCAAUUAAGAUAUUCCUAGCGUUCAGACGUGUGCUCUGGUGAGUUUUAUAUCGUUCAGAAGUGUGCUCUGUUGAGUGGCAAACUUUGAAUAUUUUUUGAUUUUGUCGAAAACAAUUUUUUUUUGAAAUUUUUAAAACAUAUUUAGUGUUUGGGUUCUAAUUUUUUUUGAAUUCUAAGUUUUGAAUAUUUAUUAUUAUGUUAUUACUUAGUGUUGUUUGAUUUGGUCAGUUUUUUUUAAUAACGAAAACAUGAACACAUUCUUAGUCACUAAAGAUACAUUUAAGAAAAUUCGUAUUUCUCAUCCUUUAAUAACGAAAACAUGAACAAAUUCUUAGUCACUAAAGAUACAUUUAAGAAAAUUCGUAAAUUUGGCCUCCAGGGACGAACUCUGGAAUUUAAAAUCAGGGAUGUGCCGCAGAGUGAGGAACCUGUGGGAUGGGUAAAAAAGGCCAUCGAGGGGAUUGUACUUAAGGGAACAGAAGGUUUGGAACCAACCGAUCAGGUCGGUUUCACUUUUUGCUCGAAAGACUUUGCCAGAGGUCAGGGUUGGAUGAGGUUCAAGCCUGCCUGUGAAGUGACCGUUGAUGAUAUAUGGAAUAAGAUUAGUUCCAUAUAUCAGAGUAAUAGCACCGGCCUCAAUACCGAAACAUUUUGUUUGGGUAUUACGACGGUAAAACUGCCCGCGGGAAAAGGUGGUCCGAGAGGAAGAGCUUAUAACUCCUUUAACGAGGAGUGUUUGAAAAGGCGAGGAACUGUUGUUAUUAAAAACAAGGAUAAUCUUUGUUUACCUCGUGCUCUUGUGGUUGCAAAAGCUCACGUAGAUAAGGACCAAGAAUGGAAGAAGGUACGUCAAGAUAUUGGAAAAAUACAAGGACAAAGAGCCCAUCAACUGAUUGAAGCCGCUAAUGUAACAAUUCCUGUCGGAGGGGCAGGAAUACCCGAACUACAACAGUUUCAGGGACACCUCACAGAUUACAAAAUUGUGGUGUAUAGUUAUGGUAGCAAGGGUCGUGACGUUAUGUUCUGUGGUAACACUAAUGGUCCAGCGUUAAAUCUUUUGUAUCAUGAAGGACACUUUAACGUGAUCACUUCUUUGACAGCUGCUUUUUGUUGUAUUUAUUAUUGUGAGGAGUGCCACCAGCCGUUUAACAACAAAAACGACCACAGAUGUGGUGGUACAUGUUUUGCUUGUCGUCGUUCACCAGCUUGUUCCAAAGAUUGCGUGAAAAUACCCUGCGAUCAAUGUGGUCGAAACUUCUACGGUAAGGCAUGUUUCAAUGCUCAUGUUGGUUCGGUAUGCGAUAAAAUCAAAAGGUGUAAGACCUGUUACAAGAUCUACACCAAAAGUCAUGUCUGUGGUGAGGUCUUCUGUAAAACUUGUAAGAAAAAUUGUCUGUCAGAUCAUCUUUGUUACAUACAGCCCGAUUCUGGUCUUCCUCCAUCAAGCGAUUUUCUAUUUAUAUUUUAUGAUUUGGAAACUAGUCAGGAAAAGAUAUUGGCUGAUGGUUCGCUUCUUCAAGAACCAAUUCUCUGUGUAUUUAAUCAACGUUGUUACAAAUGUCUCCCUGAGAUGAAAUUAGUUUUCUGUCAAUCUUGUGGAUUUCGCCAAAAGAUUUUGAGGGGUCUUGACGUAAUAAGUCUUUUUAUGAAUCAUAUUUUGCAAAUUAGAAAAAAAUUCAAGAAUGUUGUCGUGUUAGCUCACAAUGGAGGAGGCUUCGACCAUCAAUUUAUUUUAAAUUAUAUUUUAACAAAGACUGAUUUAACCCCUGAUCUCAUUAUGCGUGGUACAAAGUUGGUGUCAAUGGCUGUUGGUAACGCUCGUUUUCUCGAUAGUCUUAAUUACUUUCCAAUGGCGUUGUCUGCUCUACCUAAAGCUUUUGGGUUGACAGAGUUGAAAAAGGGAUAUUUUCCACAUCUGUUUAACAGAGAGGAAAAUCAAUCUUAUGUUGGACCUAUGCCUGAUCUAAAAUUUUACGAUCCCGAUAAUUUAAAAGAUGAUGCACGUGACAAGCUGAUCGCGUGGCACGCUGAAAGAGUAGAUGAGGGAUACGUUUUUGAUUUUCAAAAGGAAAUUGUUGAAUAUUGUAUUAGCGAUGUUGAGAUUUUGACUAAGGCUUGUCUCACUUUCAGAAAACAGUUGAUGGAUACUUCAAAUGUCUGUCCGUUUUUCGAGGCAACAACUGUUGCAUCGACGUGUAACAAGGUAUUCAGGCGUAAUUUCUUACAACCAAACACAAUAGCCCUUAUUCCAAAAGGUGGCUAUCGUUUUAAAGAUAAUCAGUCGAAAAUAGCUUUGCAGUGGUUAUUGUGGGAAGAGAAGCAACGCUGUAUUAAAAUUCAGCAUGCCGCCAGGGGACCUGAAGCUCUUAUUGGAAAUUGUAGGGUGGACGGUCUUUACGAAAACACCAUCUUUGAUUUUCAAGGUUGUUAUUACCACGGUUGUCCUACUUGUUACCCUACAGAUAGAACUGCACCCCUUCAUGACGAUCCUUCAGAUUGUAUGGAAAAUCGUCAUGAUAAAACAAUUGCUAAAGUUAAGCAUCUCAGAUCAAUAGGAUAUGAGGUGGUUGAAAUGUGGGAAUGUCAAUUCCGUAAAAUGCUGACGGCCGAGAUAAAGGCGUAUACCGAGGGGCAUCCUCUUAUGGCUAGUUUACCUUUGAAUCCUAGAGAUGCUUUAUAUGGUGGUCGUACAGGCAAUACUGUAGAGUAUUACAAGUGUAAAGAUGGUGAAAAAAUUAAAUACGUUGAUGUUUGUUCGCUUUAUCCGUGGGUAUGCAAGUACGGAAAGUUCCCAAUCGGACAUCCAAAGAAAAUAUAUAUUGGACAGGAAUGCACUGCUGUAGACAUUACUGAGUUAUCUGGAUUAAUAAAGUGUAAGGUGCUUCCUCCUACAAACCUCUAUCAUCCUGUUCUUCCUACCAAGAUGAACAGUAAAUGUAUGUUCGUUUUAUGCCGAAAGUGUGGAGAGGACUUUGCGGAAGAAGAGUGUGAGCAUUCGAAUGAUGAACGGGCUCUAUCAGGUACUUGGGUGAUUGAGGAGGUAGUGAAAGCUUUAUCAAAGGGUUAUAAAAUAAUUGAGACCUAUGAGAUAUGGUCCUAUGAUGCUUUACAGUUAUCGAAAUCUCAGAAAGGUCUUUUUUCCGAUAUGAUGAACAAAUUUAUCAAAGUGAAACAACAAGCUUCAGGGUGGCCGCGAGGAUGUGUAUCGGAUGAGGAAAAGAGCCGGUACAUCGAGGAGUUUCUUCAGAGGGAGGAUGUCAGGCUGGAGUUUUCCGACAUAACGGAGAACCCUGGUCUGAGGUCGUUGGCUAAGCUUAUGCUCAAUUCUUUCUGGGGUAAGUUCGCUCAGCGAGAGAACCUCCCUAAAACAUCCAUAAUAAACAAGCCUGGAGAAUUUUUUGCUAUGUUGAUUAAUCCAUCCAUUCAGGUUAAUACGGUGAUCCCUGUAAAUGAGGACACACUGGUUGUUACGUGGGAGUAUGUGGAGGAGGCGUACUCAAUGUCGUCAACAGUUAAUGUUGUUCUGGCAUCAUACGUUACGGCUCUGGCUCGUCUCAAAUUGUACUCUUAUCUGGAGAUUAUUGGGUCUCGGGCAAAAUAUUACGACACAGAUUCGUCUAUUUACCUUUCCAAGGCUGGCUUACCUGAUCUCCCAAUAGGUGAGUGUAUAGGUGACUUAACUGAUGAGUUGGGUGGGGGGUAUAUUUCAGAGUUCGUUUCUGGAGGGCCUAAAAAUUACGCAUAUAAAUACACUUUGCCUAACGGUGAAGAAAAAAUUUGUUGUAAGGUUAAAGGUAUUUGUCUAAAUUAUGAGGCAUCUAAAUUAGUUAAUUUCGAUACCAUUAAGAAGAUGGUACUUAUGAAGUCUGACCCUGUUUCUGUGGUGACUAAACAAAUACAAAGGACACAGGAUCAUUGUGUUAUCACAAAAACCCUUGAAAAAAAAUAUAGACCAAACUCAGCAAAAAGAAAAUUUUUUGAAGAUUUUACAUCCGUACCUUAUGGUUAUAAAAAACUUAAAAUUUAAACUAUAGCCCAGACUCAGCUUUUUUAUUUUUUUAACACUAUACCUGUUUAACACUCACAAUCAACAUUUUUAAUUAGUAAGUUAUAUAUUAAUAGAUUACUUUUUGUUUUGUCAACAGUGGAUGCUUUUUCCUCUGCGAUACAACCGAUCGUCUGUCACACUGAAAAGUGGGUUACUAAAAAGUUGUAGUGAGUUGUCGUUUGUCCUACAUGAUUAAACAUCUUUAAAAGAUGUUCAGUUAAGACCAUUAAAAGAUAUCUGAUAUAUAGCCCACUGGCAAAUUAAUGAGCCGUUCUGGUUAACUCUAGAACCGUUGCUCGUGUAGCCGCUCAUUAUAAAAGAUGGCAAUCAGAUCAUAAAAAGAUGUCUGCUGAACCAUUUCCUGUAUGUUUAAAAAAGAUGUUCAGUUAAGGUCACUAAAAGAUAUUCGUUAUAAAAAUGUACUAUAAAUAAUGUUAAUAAAAAGAUACCUGCUGAACCAUUUCCGGUAUUUUAAAAUACAAUAAACAGUUUUCGGCUAUGAACCACUUUGUGAUUUUGUAACAUCAUUACAGCUUUGCUCGUUACUUACUAGAAGGUGGGGCAACAAUCGCUUGUUCUAUGCUAUCACAAAUAUAUAUAUAUAUUGAAUCACAUUUGAUUCCUCUGAGGAAAUUUGGUGGUUGUAGGCCUCUAGGGGAUGGUGUCCACGAUAAAACACCAACGAGGUAUGUGUUGUACCUCAUGGGUGCCUUGGAAAUCAACACGAGUAACCUUUGUUUCAGAUUAUCCUUGAAAAAAAAAAUCAGCACGAGCUAUGUUAGCUUUAACGUGACGACCUUUACGACGUGCUUUUUCUUUACGACAAUACUGUUAGAUAUGUCUUUAUACAUUAACAAAAGUUUUUUUCUACCUAGGUAUACUCUAAGUGUAUAUAAUUUUUUUCUCAAUAUAUCUGAUACAUAAUACCUUUAAAUAUGGUCCUCCUUUUGGAGUAUAAAAAGGACGGUCGACUUUUAACCCGCACGGAUGCACGCCUAUGUACCUUUACGAAGGGAAUUGUACAUAAACCUAUAAGCUGAUCGUAAUCCAUAUCUGCAAAGUAUGUUGUCAGCUUGGGUUAGUAUAUACAGUGCAUUCCGUAUGUUUUAUAAACAUGAUCAGGGGAAAUUGUUGCCUGAUGGCUAUUAAAGAACCGUCUAUGGCCCUCAUAUAUUCUUAUCGCAGAUGUUUAAUAUCAAACUGUAAAAUUAAUACUACCCACUUGCCGUAGAUAAAAUAUUGUAUGCAACUAUUCAGUAAAUUACAUAAAAAAAAAAAUAAUACACAUUUUUCUGAAAAGACUUGUACAUGAGAUGUUUGCUGGUUUGGUCACAGCGUAAGAAUGGUAUAUGUUCAUUGUAGGAAUGUAUGCUUGGAGGGAGAUCGAGGAUGUUUGUUGGUCAUACUGUAAGAAUGGUAUAUGUUCAUUGUAGGAAUGUAUGAUUGGAGGGAGAUCGAGGAUGUUUGUUGGUCAUACUGUAAGAAUGGUAUAUGUUCAUUGUAGGAAUGUAUGAUUGAAACGAAGAUACGAUAUAGUGCCGUUUUGGCAAUGUCUUAUUCACGUCACGUCAUUCACGUUACGUCAUUCACGGUAAAAUAUCACGUUAAAGAGGUACACUGUUAGGAUGGUUUAAAGAUAAAUAGUCUAUACCAUUAGGGAAUAGAGUGUAGCAGAGACCAUUAGAGGCCAUUAGAAACCAUCAGGUCACGUUAUUUACGUCGCGUGAUUCACGUGACGUUAUGCACGUCACGUUCUGUUAGGCACUGUCACGUUCUGUUAGGCACUAUACGGAAAAGAAGAAGAAGAAUUGGCAAUUAAUAUUGAACGUUGACAGAAGAAGAAUUGACAGUUGCCAUCUGUGUCGCCACCGCUUUCAUUUGAUAUCCCAUACGUCAAAAUCGGAUCAUUAGCCAAGAAGAUAUGUUGUAAUGCCGUUUUGGCAAUGUCAAUUAGUUACGUGUUGCAGCCGACAGGUGGCAUGAUAAGAUGAAGAACUGUGAUAGGAUGUUUGAUGGUCGUACUGUAAGAAUGGUAUACGUUCUUCUAGAGGGCUUGGGCAUAGUUACAUGUUGCAGCCGACAGGUGGCAUGAUAAGAUGAAGAAUUGACCACAGCGUAAGAAUGGUAUAUGUUCUUAUAGAGGGUUUGGACAUAGUUACAUGUUGCAGCCGACAGGUGGCAGGAUAAGAUGAAGAACUGUGAUAGGAUGUUUGAUGGUUUGGUCAUACUGUAAGACUGGUAUACGUUCUUCUAGAUGGUUUGAGCAUAGUUACAUGUUGCAGCCGACAGGUGGCAUGAUAAGAUGAAGAACUGUGAUAGGACUAAUAUAUCACCGUUUUGGCAGUGUUGCCAUGUUUCUCCUUCCCUUCGAUGUCUGUUGCGCUAAAAUUAAUAGCAACGAAGAUAUAGUGUCGUUUUGGCAUUGCUGACAUCUUUGUUUUUAUGUUAACAUAUUCAAUAUCCCCUCUUUUUCCCAACGAGACCAUAUUCACACGAAUUGGACCAAUAGACACGAAGAUAUGAUAUAGUGCCGUUUUGUCAUUGCUGACAUCUUUGUUUAUAUGGUAACAUGCCUUCCUCUUUCCAACAAUAUAUGAUCAGUCAGGUCGGAGACAUGCUCUAAUGCUCUUUUGCUAAUGUCUUUGUGAUUGCUCCUCUUUCGUUUAAUGUCUUACAUGUAAUAAACGAACCAAUAACAACGCAGAUGGCAGAUAGGUGCUUCAUGGAUAAGUGUCUUAUUUGGCUUUCUGACUACACCCUGUAUAUUUUGCGAUAAACGAAAUAAAGAGGAGGCCAUCUUGGAAGGCGAGGGUUUGUGACGUAGGUGGGCCUGGCUGUGUUCCCAUUGGUCGUUGGGCGGGGCUUCGUUCUCAUUGGUCGGUGAUUGGGGCUAAGUUCUCAUUGGUCGCUGGACUUUGAUCUCAUUGGUCCAUGGGCGAUGCUGUGGGUGGGCGAGGCUUCCUUCUCAUUGGUCGGUGGGCAAUCAUUGGCCGGUGGGCAACCAUUGGUCUGUGGGCGUGGCUUUGUGGUGGGCGUGGUCGGUGGGCGUGGCUUUGUGGUGGGCGUGGCUUGCGGUGGGCGUGGCUUUGUGGUGGGCGUGGCUUUGUGGUGGGCGUGGCUUGCGGUGGGCGUGGCUUUGUGGUGGGCGUGGCUUUGUGGUGGGCGUGGCGUGGGGCGUGGCAGAUAAAAUUUUUCCCACGCUGUCAAAAUUUUCCCAUGCCCAACCGACCCACACUCUGCUAGCAGUCAGUCAGUUACUA
Diabrotica virgifera virgifera (western corn rootworm) is the source of this 8333-nucleotide messenger RNA. RefSeq lists its product as uncharacterized. NCBI's taxonomy places the organism in Eukaryota, Metazoa, Arthropoda, Insecta, Coleoptera, Chrysomelidae. Bases 1345 to 5052 code for a protein of 1235 amino acids. Gene Ontology annotation, molecular function: DNA binding; nucleotide binding; DNA-directed DNA polymerase activity. Gene Ontology annotation, biological process: DNA replication. The record is from RefSeq and is a predicted model, not a curated record. The transcript has 2 exons.